Messenger RNA from Chroicocephalus ridibundus (black-headed gull), 945 nucleotides. It is a transcript of the gene UTS2B, whose product is annotated as urotensin 2B. Gene Ontology annotation, molecular function: hormone activity; G protein-coupled receptor binding. Bases 12 to 395 code for a protein of 127 amino acids. Gene Ontology annotation, cellular component: extracellular region. Lineage: Eukaryota; Metazoa; Chordata; Aves; Charadriiformes; Laridae. The record is from RefSeq and is a predicted model, not a curated record. Gene Ontology annotation, biological process: blood vessel diameter maintenance; regulation of blood pressure. The transcript is spliced from 5 exons.
CUGAAGGAAGAAUGCUUUUGGGUGGUGGGAACAUGGAGAAGAUGUGGUCUGUCCAGCUGUCCCUUGGAGUGCUAACCAUCUUGACCAUGACUGCGUAUCUCCCAUCUACACAUGGGGAGCCUUUUUUACUACAAGAGAACCGAGUGCUUCCGGAGAGAGAAGACACAAAUCAUGAGGACACACUGCUGACUCUGCUUCUUAAUAAGAAACUCGCAUGGCGGAGACCGGAAAAUAUUGACUGGGAGCUGGCAAAGAAGUUUGAAGAGCUUGAACAGCUGGAGAAAUUGAAGGAUCAGCUCUCAAAUGAGGAAGGGUCAGAGGUGGCCUACGCCUUGGAAAGUCUCUCCGCAUCCCAGCCCAAAAAACGCGCCUGCUUUUGGAAAUACUGCAUAUGAAGGCUUGCCAGGACCAGAGGAUGAAGAUGAGCCCUUCCCCAAACUGUCUUGCUGUGUUAAGAGUUUGUUCUGUUCUCUCAUUGUGCUGCUAACUCAGAUGCCAUCCUCCACCAUCACACCACAGCCAAAUAUUACAAGGAUGGUGGCAGGUAGCCCGCUACCACUCUCCAGCUUUCCUCCCUUCCAGGUUUAACCUGCCAUGAUCUUCUACUUGGAAGAUGCUUCCCAACUUUCCUUGCUGUCCUGCGUGUGCCAUUCAGUCUGCUGCCACUGUACAUUCUUCCCCUUCUCACCAGGUGCCCACAGGCACCAAACACUCAGUUCCCUGGAGCUUGGGCCUCUGCCCACAUCUGCAGACGUUGCUCAUGGUGGUGUCUGGGCUUCCCGUCGCCUCCUACGAGCAGGUCUGUGAUGACCUAAGGCCCGCUGUUGGGACAGGAAGACAGACUGGGUGUAAUGGGAAGGGCAAAGGGCUGCCUGCCUCGGCUUGCUGAGCCACAGCUGUUCCCCGUUGUGUCCUGUCAGCAUAUACAGUAGGUUUUGUGGGAAG